Messenger RNA from Suillus paluster, 1287 nucleotides. RefSeq lists its product as uncharacterized. The coding region runs from base 1 to 1287 and encodes 428 amino acids. The transcript has 4 exons. The record is from RefSeq and is a predicted model, not a curated record. Gene Ontology annotation, cellular component: cytoplasmic stress granule. Gene Ontology annotation, molecular function: mRNA binding. NCBI's taxonomy places the organism in Eukaryota, Fungi, Basidiomycota, Agaricomycetes, Boletales, Suillaceae. Gene Ontology annotation, biological process: cytoplasmic stress granule assembly; regulation of mRNA stability; nuclear-transcribed mRNA catabolic process, nonsense-mediated decay.
AUGAAUCAAAUGGGUGGUAUGGGCAGUAUUGCCGAGGCACCACGAAGGGCUCAUCUCUACGUCGGAAACCUUAGCCCCAGGGUUACCGAGUACAUGCUUACAGAGAUCUUUGCUGUUGCCGGUGCAGUUCAGCACGUCAAAAUAAUCCCUGACCGCAACUAUCAGCAUGGUGGUCUCAACUACGGUUUCGUCGAGUACAUCGACAUGCGCGCAGCUGAGACUGCCCUUCAAACCCUUAAUGGACGCAAGAUCUUCGACACCGAGAUUCGCGUUAACUGGGCAUAUCAGGGUCAGCAAAAUAAGGAGGACACAACCGGUCAUUAUCACGUCUUCGUCGGUGACCUCAGCCCAGAAGUCAAUGAUGAAGUCCUUGGCAAGGCUUUCAACGCGUUCUGCACAAUGUCCGACGCUCGUGUUAUGUGGGACAUGAACUCGGGCAAGUCUCGUGGUUAUGGUUUCCUCGCGUUCAGGGAUAAGACCGACGCAGAGCAGGCCAUCGCGACCAUGAACGGUGAAUGGCUUGGCUCACGUGCUAUCCGUGUAAACUGGGCAAAUCAGAAGACUCAAGGUGGUCUGCCUGCUCCUCCACGCCCUGGAGCCAGCGUUGGAACCGCUCCCGCCCCCAUUAAUUUCCAGGGCGGUCCCCUUUCCUACGAAUCUGUCGUCCAGCAGACUCCUUCGUACAACUCCACCGUCUACGUUGGAAACCUCGUUCCAUAUUGCACCCAGGCAGAUCUCAUCCCACUCUUCCAGUCCAUUGGGUACCUCUCAGAGAUUCGCAUGCAGGCGGAUCGUGGUUUCGCGUUCGUUAAGCUCGACACGCACGAGCACGCCGCCAUGGCUAUCGUGCAGCUGCAGGGGCAGAUGGUCCAUGGACGUCCCAUCAAGUGCAGCUGGGGCAAAGACCGGGCAGAUGGAACUCCUGCCCAGCCCGGAGCCCCGCUCAGCCCGACGACUCCUGCGGCUCCCUAUGGCAACAUGCCCAUGUAUGGAAUACCACAACCUAAUACUUACGGCCAGUACGGAUUCGGCGCCUACGGUGGAUUCCCUAACCAAGGUGCCGCUGGUGGGUCGCCAACGCCUGGAAUGCCUCAGGCCGCUCCUGGCGCUGUCGGUACUGGUCUUGGCGCUGCAGGAGCGGGUGGUGCGGACCCCUCUGCUGGUGCUGGUGCUGCUGGAGGCGCUGGCGGCCAAUGGCCUUCUGGAGAUGCUGCUGCUAGUUACUAUGCUAACUACUGGGGUGGAUAUUACGGCCAGCAAGGCCAAGGCGAGGGCCAGGGUGCUUAA